Molecule: messenger RNA, 6905 nt
Organism: Labrus bergylta (ballan wrasse)
Lineage: Eukaryota; Metazoa; Chordata; Actinopteri; Labriformes; Labridae
Gene: garnl3
Product: GTPase activating Rap/RanGAP domain like 3
Biological process (GO): regulation of small GTPase mediated signal transduction; activation of GTPase activity
Cellular component (GO): cytoplasm
Molecular function (GO): GTPase activator activity
Source: RefSeq, a predicted model, not a curated record
CACUACCUCUCAGAGCCGGGGAUGUAGCCGAAGCAGCGCUGUGGACUCCGCCACAGUUGAGGAUCACAGCCGCGGAGAGUCUCUUCUCUGCACGGUUCGCUCAGGUUGACAACUGCAGCAGCCUGCCCCGACAUUAUCCCGCAUGGAGACACCUCCAACCUCGACACCAUGCAUUUCUGACAGCUUCAAUACGCCGUCUUUUGUCUAGCCUGCGGGGAGAGAAAAAAAGUCUGCAGGAUCACUUUUCCUUCUGGUGGACCAAGGAUUUAAAACAAAACAAAAAUCAUUUCUUCUUUUUUUUUCGGUCAGGCUGUUCCCUUUCUCCCUCCGCCUCCCACGGUCCACUGCUCGAUUUUUGGGACUUUUUGUUUCCUCGGGAAGAAAGCGCCACUGUUCCCCUGAGUCUACCUGCUCGCCCAGCACCCAUGAAUUCGGAUAAAAAUGUGUACCUCGGCAGAGACAAAGGCAUCAUGCGGAAGAGAGCUUUGCUCCUUCGGAAAGGCUGCAGCUUCGAAAUUACCAGCUCUGCCUCGGAGGACUUGGGCUGCAGGCGUGGAGACUUCAGCAGGAAACACUAUGGCUCGGUCGAGCUGCUAAUUUCCAGUGACGCAGAUGGGGCCAUCCAGAGGGCAGGGCGCUUCAGGGUGGAGAAUGGCUCUACAGAUGAGACUUUGGACUACACUCCGGGAACCUGGAGGAGAACUGACGUCCACCUGGAGAAUCCAGAGUACCACACCAGAUGGUUCUUUAAAUACUUCCUGGGAAAAGUUCACCAGAACUACGUGGGUACAGAUGCAGAGAAGAACCCCUUCUACCUGUCAGUCGUCCUCUCAGACCAGAACAACCAGCGGGUUCCUCAGUACAGAGCCAUCCUAUGGAGAAAAACAGGCACUCUGAAGAUCAGCCUCCCCUACAGCCCGACAAAAACACUAUCAGUCAAGUCAAUCCUAAGUGCAAUGAACAUGGACAGGUUUGAGAAAGGCCCCAGGGAGAUCCUCACCCCGGAGAUUCAGAAGGAUCUGCUGGUGUUGGAGGAACAGGAGGGAUCUGUCAACUUUAAAUUCGGUCUGUUUGCCAAAGAUGGACAGCUCACAGAUGAUGAGAUGUUUAGCAAUGAGACGGGGAGUGAGGGCUUCGAUAAGUUUCUCAAUCUUCUGGGUGAUUCCAUAACGCUGCAGGGAUGGGCAGGUUACCGCGGAGGGCUAGACACCAAGAAUGACACUACAGGGAUUAAGUCCAUCUACACAGUGUAUCAGGGCCAUGAGCUCAUGUUCCAUGUGUCCACCAUGUUACCCUACUCUAAAGAGAACAAACAGCAGGUGGAGAGAAAGAGACACAUUGGAAACGACAUUGUUACCAUUGUAUUCCAGGAAGGGGAUGACGCAUCGUCGUCCUUCAAACCGUCUAUGAUCCGAUCGCACUUCACCCAUAUUUUUGCUUUAGUUAGGUAUAAUAGCCAGAAUGACAGUUACAGGUUGAAGAUAUUCUCAGAGGAGAGCGUUCCACUGUUUGGACCCCCUCUCCCGUCUCCACCUGUGUUUACUGAUCACCAAGAAUUCAGGGACUUUUUAUUAGUCAAAUUAAUCAAUGGAGAGAAAGCCACACUGGAGACACCAACGUUUGCCCAGAAGCGUCAGCGGACCCUCGACAUGUUGAUCCGCUCGCUCUACCAAGACCUCAUGCCAGACCUGCACAAGGUCCCUUUUUCUCCCCAGAACAUGUUAAACCGGCGAUCCUUCAGCGACGUGCUGCCCGAGUCUCCGAAGUCGGCGCGCAAGAAGGAGGAGGCGCGUCAGGCUGAGUUUGUCAGAAUAGGGCAGGCUCUGAAGCUGAAGACCAUUGUAAGAGGAGACGCCCCGACCAGCCUUGUUACCACGGGCCUGUGCAGGAAAGAGCCAUGGGAGUCCCAGUCGUUCUGCAGCACUUUCCCCUACGAGAUCGUGUGUGCAGACUCCUGGGGUCAGUCUCUGCUGGUUGCCACGGACACAGCGGGGGUCAUGCUGUUGGAUGGGCCGGAUCCUGCUCUGCCUAACGCUGAGACGCAGGCUCUCCCUCCGGUGCAAGCGUUUGACAAAACCAUGGUGGUGAAGCAGAUGCACGUUCUCGAGCCUCAGGACCUGCUUAUCACCAGGGCGGACAAAGGGAAGGACGCCCGGCUCUAUGUGUUCAGACUGAGCGCGCUCAAGAGAGGCCUGGAGGAGAAGCAGCUCGUCAGGAGCAAGUGUGACAGCCGCGAGAACAAACUGGAGAAAACUAAAGGCUGUCAUUUGUACUCUAUCAACACCCACCACGGCUCCGUGCUGAGGAUAGUAGCAGCUAUCAGGAACAAACUCCUCCUCAUCACCAGGAAACAUCCACGUUUUGAAGGCUUCAGCGCCAUCGCAGCGGGAGCAGACUCACCGGUGGAGGAGUUUCAGUACAUACGGGAGAUCUGUCUGUGUGACCCGCCGGUGGUGAUGGCUUUGGUGGACGGGCCGACGGGGGAAAACGACAACAUGAUCUGUGUGGCCUACAAACAUCAGUUUGACCUGAUCAAUGAGAGCACAGGAGAUGCCUACAGGCUACACCAUGUAGACGCCAACAGGGUAAAUUAUGUAGCAGCCAUUGAUGUGUACGAAGACGGGGAGGCGGGCCUGCUCUUGUGUUAUAACUAUGUUUGUUACUAUAAGAAAGUUUGUCCGUUUAACGGCUCUACACCGAUGAUCCAGUCCAACACCUCCGACUUCCACUUCAGCUGGAACCAGAUGCCUAAUGCUAUCGUUUGUGCAUUCCCUUACAUAUUGGCCUUCACAACCGACUCCAUUGAGAUCCGGCUGGUGGUCAACGGCAACCUCGUGUACACAGCUGUAGUCCCAGAGCUACAGUUAGCAGCUUCACGGUCAGACAUCUAUUUUCUCUCGUCUGCUCCGGUGAGCUCAGCAUCCAACUGCAGUUCGAGAGACACCAGUUCCCAUAGUUCCCCACAGACGCCCACCGGCUACGAGAUGCCUGUAUUCCCAUCGCCGCUUGGUGACGAUUCAAUACGGAUCCCCUAUGGUACCAAGCUUUCCCUGUACAUGUCUAAGGACGCCGAAGGUGAAGCAUCAUGUAAACACAUGUUCAAGAUCCCUCUCUGCAACUUGGUGGGCCGCAGCAUCGAAAGACCCCUGAAGUCCCCUCUGGUGAACAAGGUGCUGACUACGCCGGCCCCAACCAUGGUUCCUCCAACUCCCCUCAUCUCUGCCUCACACUCGUUGUCACUGUCCCGCAUGGAGAUCAAGGAGAUAGCCAGCCGCACACGGAAGGAGUUGCUCGGCUUGACGGAGGAGCCAAGUGGGAAGCCGGACAGUGGAAGCGUCAAACAGAGGAAGAUGAGCAAGAAGAACACAGAGGAAGAGCCCAAAGCACGAGCACUGACCUCGACAAACAGUGACAGGUUAGCCUCAGAGUCAGUAGAGUCCGACCUGGACGUCCAGCUGCAUUGUUCAUCCAGUUCGGAGGCGGAGCCAGAGAAGGUGGUGCUGCUAGCGGAGAGCCCGACUCUGGCUAACGCCUUCGCCCCCUCCACAUCCUUCGAAGAAGAUGUCCUGGACCUAAAGUGAAGACAAUCCCAUCGUACACUUCUCUGCCCUCGCGCUCCUGUACUGUCACCAUUAUUUAAUAGUUUGGGUUGGUUUGCUUUUGAUUUGUUGUUUGUUGAUUUCCUUUAAACAUUAUGUUUGUUUAUAUCCCUGAAUCUUGGGGUCUCCCCAUUCAUCAGACAAGAUGGGUGCAUUGGGAGUUAGAAGACGUGUCUGAGUGCUUGUUUGUUCUCACGAGCAGUCCCUCUGCCACUGUGUGAUGUUUGUGUUGCCCCGCAGCAAAUUACCCAAAGAGGCUAUGAAGUUGCUGUGCGAGACGACAUGGUUUAUUCAGAGUUCUGCAACAGCCUUGAGGUAAUGCUAACCAUUUGAUCCCGAACCACAAACUGAAUGUAAAUCUGCACACCGAGGCAAGACAAAAACUUGUUCCCAAUGCCGUCUGAAGUUGCUUAUUAUGUGUUGUAUAUUAUGUGAUUAUUUCCAAUCCACUAUCAAAUACUGUAUGAUAUGCAUAUGUAUGUGUACAUCUGUUAUACAUGGAAAUGUUCACAGUGACAGGUGUGUAUGCCUGUGAUGCAUAUUUAUAGAUAUAUUAUAAAAAAAAACAAUUUUAUUCCCAUAUUAAGUAAAAAAAAAAAUGUUUUAUUCUAUCUGCACAUUUAAGUCCUUUUUCCUCUCCUUUUCACAGUUUACAGGUAGACAGGGCUGGAGGCAAAGUCUCCCACAAGUGCCAUUUCCCAGCAUCCUCCACUGAACUACACCUCUAACAGCCACCAUAUUAUGGUGUCUUUACAGUAGCAGCCAUGAUUGUAGUCCACAUUAGAUUACUCUGGUGACCCACAACUGCAUUCACACAUACAUUUAGCAACCGGAGGCGCUCUCUAAAAGCCACAUGCACUCAACCUUGAAUCUGCAUGAUCUUUGCCUUUGCUACAAGUAUUGUAUCUUCUGCGCCAAAAGAAAUAGCUUCUUUGGAAACCAAGAGGUCAGCGGCAACAUACCAAACAUGACUGCAUAGAGAGAACCACAAGCUGAGAUCAAAGACAGGUUGGAUGUGAAAAAAACAAAAACGGAAAUACUUUUUCCAUCUAAACUGUAAGAGGUACAAUAUGAAUAUGAGCAAGGGAGGAACAAUCUAAAUAUAAAAGGCAAUGUUAAAGCUAAACUUUGUUAAUCUCACUGAAAAUGUCAGUGAAAAUUACUGUAAAAUAUACUUAGCUCGUUUUUUCUUUUCUGUAUUUGGAAGGUGCUGAAAGUUAGUCCAUUUUAAGUGUUUUUUAUUAUUUUACAUAAAAAAACGAGAGAUUCAUUGUUUAAAUUGCAGUGUGCACAAUUUAAAAAACAAAAUACAGAAAAUGACUGAGUUUUGUGAUUAUGCCCCAAGAUUUUAUUUUAAACAACCUAAAAUUUAGACCUACAAUUAACUAAGACGAGUGUAGAACUCAAAAUAAAAUUGUGUCAGUUAAACCAAAAAUAAGCUUCUAUGAAAGUCUACUAAAGCUUAAAAACAAAAUAAACUAUUAAGGAGACAUCACAUCAAUGGCUGGAGGCUGAUGCCUUAAAGCAAACAUUUCUUUUCUUUUUUUUUAAGGUUUUCAUUGCUCGUCUGGGUCUGGGGAGCCCACAAGCCUUGCUGGUUUUUAUUCCUUAUGUCCAAUAAAACACUGAUUUGUAGCUGUUACAUCUGGAGCAGGGGUGAAGUCGUGAAUUGUGGGCCAUUGUCGACGGCACCAGGGACACUCGAAUCUACUAUCCAAAUUUUCUUUGACAACCAGCUAAACUUGUCUUAAAAAAAAAACACUGAUGGCAGCUGUUUAAACCAUAACCAAAUGUUAACUGGUCAUCUUUCAUCUUAGAGCUUUCUUACUUACACAAAUGUUUCUGUUCUAAACUAACACCAAUCAUCAUCAUCAUCAACACUCGAACCUCUAAAUGUUUGGCCCAUUCAGUAUAUUUUCAGAUAAACUAAUUGUCUUUAUCUUUGUUUAUAUAUUAACAUAUAUUCAAGGUUUUCUUUAAGGAUUUUUCCCCAAAGCACAUGAACCGACAGAAUAUUCAUUGUUCUCACUCAAUGCGUUAAAUAUGUUUGAACAACUUCCUCUUAAUCGCAAAAUUUUGACAUCUAAAGGAUGUUUUCCCUAUAAAAUAUUUCACCAAAUUGCUUCAGUACAAGCAUAACAUAUUUCAAUAAAAGCAUUUGUGAGGAUCUUUCAGUUUGUCUGGAUUUGGAAGAAUCAUGUGUUUUGUAGUCCCAUUUUAAGCUUCGUUAUCUGAAUGUGGUCAUCCUUGAAUCUCUAUCUAAGAUGACUUACAUGGUCCUGGAUAGCAAAAGAGAUUUGAUUUUUAAAAUCCAGAACUCUUUUGAAUAAUUUGGCCCAAUGUGUCAGCAGCCAGUUAUACCAACUCAAUUUCACCAGAAAAUAUUGAAUUUAUCGUACUCUACUUUGUACUGAGUAUUGAGGAAGAUUAAUCGGUCCGGUGAGUCCAUAUGAAAAACUUUCCCAACUUGAAAAAGGGAAAUUGUUUCGCCUAAUCAACACUAGACAGUCAGUUAAAUUGAGCAAAUGCUUUGACAGGCAGAGCAACAAACUGGGAGCUGUGGUUCUGACUAUGCAUAUGUUGGUAUGAGAGCGCCUCUCUGUGGUGGUUUCACAACACAGCAGCCUUCAGAUCUUGCAUGAGCCACCCCCUCUUCCUCCUCCUCCUCUUGAUUCCCCUCUCUCCUCUCCUCUGCUGUCUUUUCCUGUCUCAGUGUGCACCCCUCCAACACUAUAACACAACUCAGAAAAACUUUUUUAAAAAAAAGGAAGAAGAAGAUGAAAAACGGGAUGGGGGGAUUUUUACAAAGGUACUCUACUUUACUGUUUAUUACUCUGAAUGAGUGCGGGUGACUGUGGAGAUGUCUGGCUGUUACAGUUUGUAACAUUGCUUCUCCCACUUCUAAUGUUCCUACUUCUCCUGCGUUUUCUGUUGAGUACUCUUUGUUCCUACCUCCCCUUGGCAUUUUCACUGUUUAUUUGUUUGGUUUUGUUUUUGUAUUUGAAUCUAUAUUUACUGUUUAGACUGUUGCUGAACCUCUCUGUGAUAUCAAAACGAAAGAAAAUGAACAAAAAAACACCAAGUGUCUUAAAAUAUUGUAUCGCCAUCGUUUUUAAUGCCAAGUACUACUUGUAAAUGUUUGUGUAUCAAAUGUGGCCUCAAAUGAAACUGAACUAUAUUAUUAUUAUUAUUAUUAAUAUUAUUAUUAUUAUUUGAGCAAUUAUUUUAAACAAGUGCUGUAGACCACUGCUGUGAAAGUAGUCGAUUCUGUUCAUUGAUAUGUAAUAAAUAUUUAUGGAAUUUGAA